Molecule: messenger RNA, 7974 nt
Organism: Colletotrichum lupini
Lineage: Eukaryota; Fungi; Ascomycota; Sordariomycetes; Glomerellales; Glomerellaceae
Product: arginyl-tRNA synthetase
Exons: 28
Coding region: 1-7974 (2657 amino acids)
Biological process (GO): arginyl-tRNA aminoacylation
Cellular component (GO): cytoplasm
Molecular function (GO): heme binding; monooxygenase activity; ATP binding
Source: RefSeq, a predicted model, not a curated record
AUGAGCCAUAAUCAUGGAGGAGGAAGUAGUAUGGGAGGAGGCAUGACCAUGGGAACGGCGCUAUUCCAGGAGACAAAUGUUCAGCUCGCACAGUCUUUCUGGUACAUAAUCGCAGGCGUCGUCGGGUUCCUGGGUAUCAUCCGCGGUCUCAAUUACCUCGAAAGCCUAAGAAGACUCAAGCGAUGCCGCACCGAGUCCGUUCGAUUCCCGACAAAACCCUCAAAUAUUAUUACACAAAUAUGGGCGACAUCAACAGCGCUCGUCCGCGAAGCAGGACACCCACAGCUCUACAUCCCGAUAAAGGGCCUACGCUGGGCGACGCCGCCGUCACUCGGUCGCGUACUGGUCCUCUUGGCCUACUGGGCCGUCAUCAUCUACAUGAUGGUCAACGAUGCCGUCAUCAAGGACGCGUACUUCUGGGAACGAAUAGGCUUCCGCAACGCCUGGGUGACUGUUAUGCAGAUGCCCCUCCUUUAUCUCCUGGCGAUGAAGGUCAACGUGGUGGGCUUCAUCAUCGGCGCUUCACAUGAACGGCUAAGCUGGCUUCACCGAUGGGUCGCCAGGACAAUGUUCGUUACGGCGACCGUCCACGGGUUCCAUUUCUGGUCGGAGUGGGUGCGCGCAGACUUCGUCGAGACGCAGCUGCGGAUCCUGCCCGUCAUCAAGUACGGACUCGGGGCCUGGGGGAUCCUCAUCUGGACGUUCCUCACGGGUAUGAGACCCCUCCGUAGCAUGGCGUACGAGCUCUUCCUCCUGCAGCACAUCCUUUCGGCGGUACUCUUCAUCUGGCUGGUCUACGUACAUAUUCCGGCCUACGCGAAGCAGUACCUCUGGUUCUCCGUCGCCAUCAUCUGCUUCGACCGCCUCGCGCGCUGGGCGUUCCUUGCCUGGCAGAAUACGAGGCUCCGACCCAACAGAUCGAAGUGUAAGGGGAUGAAGCGGGUGGGACACGAGGUGCAGAUCCGGGCAGCGGGCUCGUCGACGACAGUGUUGACGAUCAAGGAUGUUCACUUCUCGUGGAAGGCGGGGCAACACUUAUACCUCUGGCUGCCGCGUAUCGGGCCCUUUGAGGCACACCCGUAUACCAUUGCGUGCGCACACCAGCUUCCGGAAACGUGUACCUGCAAUAGUAUCCAGCUCGUCGUCCGGAAACACGGCGGGUUCUCCAAGAGACUGCAUAACUAUGCGGAAAAGGUCCAGGCAUCUGGGAAGAAGGAGACGCUUGCGGGCUUCGUGCUGGGGCCGUUUGGAGCGCCGCCUAGAUGGGAUAUCUACGACACCAUGGUCCUCAUCUCAGCGUCUACGGGGACGUCUUUCACGCUGCCUAUCUUGGAGAGCAUCGUUCAGAGCCGCAGGAAGACAUGCAUUAAGAGGAUCGAGUUCAUUCUCAUGGCAUGCCAGGGUGAAGAAAUAGAAUUCUACACGCAGCGGCUGCGGGAGUCGAUGGAUCGGGCGCAGCAGAACGGCAUCGAGCUGCAGGUGCAUAUCGCCAUUACGCGGUCCGGCAAAGCCAAAGAAGGCGAGCCGACGACGGUUCUCUACUCAGACCGUGAAGAAAGCUCUAGCUCAAGUUCAUCUGCGAAACACAGAAGGAUCGCCUCUGACGACUCCGUGGAUGGUAGUGGCGGCAGUGGUGGAUGCUGUCAGGAAAAGGGACUAGACUUGGAAAAGGGCGAUGAGGUGCCGCUUACACCCAGGAUCCGGAGCGGGUCCAUGAUGAGCAUGGUGAAGAAGUACUACUGUCGUCCUGAUCUGGAGGCCUUGAUUCGAGAACCUGUCGAGGCUGCGGGCGGCGAGACGUCGAUCGUUGUCUGUGGUGGGCAGUCGUUGACGAGUUCCGUGAGGAAUUGCGUGGCCUCAUUAUCGGAUGAGAGGGCGGUCCAUAAGGGGACGGGGGCACAGGGAAUUCAUCUUUUUGUUGAGGAAAACCAGCUUGAAUGGUAUACAAGAUUCCAGAGCUUGGAUGUCAUUGGUGAAGAUUACAAGUCUAGAAGGAUUGUUUCAUAUGGCUUGAUUGGUACAUGUAUUACCGGCUUCAUCAGCGUCAUCUUCAUGUGGGAUUCGGCAGCUCAACAACCAGGUGCUAUCAAUGCCGGCUAUCUUAUCGUUUGCGAAAUAAAAUCAUGGGUUGAUGAGAUGAGUUCCCAUGCAAUCCUCUUGAAGGUGAGCUCACCGAAAUUUGCAGGGGGAAUUGCCCCUCCAUACCGGACUUACCGAGAAAUGAUUACCCCUCCACUCGUGACUCAGGCUGGCCGUCGGUCCGCAAUUUUUUCUCUGCGGGUGACAAACAUCGGCCACAGCCCUCAGCCCAGCGACCCCUCCCCCUCCUUGCCUUUUUUCUUUCUCGUCCCCCCUGCAGCCCAGUCCCCGUCGUCGAGUCUCUUAAUGACUAGCGUCGCGCGCUUCCUCUUCUCUUCUUCUUCUUCACUUCGUUUAGCCCACGUUUAUCCCACAAGUCUUCGACGAGGAGCGUCUUCUGCCGCCUCAGCCUUCGCCCACUACCCUCCUCGACGACGACCUCCAACGUCCACCACGCGACCCUACUCCUCGACGACUCCGGAGCGGUCGACCCUCGCCAAACCUCCCCCCACCCCCACUAUCUCGCUUGCGACAAUGGCCGACCAGAUCACGGCGCAGCUCGAGAAGCUUUCCGUGAGCAAGCUCGAGUCCUACCCCGGCUGCUACCCCGAAGUCAACCCCAUCGACGUCUACCGCUCCCACAUCACCUCGCUGCUGCAGCCUGUCACCGGCGUUGAGAGCACUAUCAUCUACAACGCCCUUCAAUGGACCCAGAGCUUGGAUAAAGGCGACUUGGUACUGGCUGUCCCUGCUCUUCGCAUCAAGGGCAAGAAGCCUGCGGAUCUCACUGCUGAGUGGCUCGACAAGAUCCCCGAGUCUCCCUUGAUCGAGAAGCCCGUUUCUUUCCAGAAUGGCACUUUCCUCCAGUUCUGGUUCAAGCCCGGCCCCCUUUCCCAGCUUCUGAUCCCCCAGGUCCGCUCCCGUGGCGUCGACUUUGGCAAGAACCCCAACAACGGCCUCAAGAACCCCGAAGACAAGUCCCAGGGCAAGAAGAAGAUCAUUGUCGAGUUCUCCUCCCCGAAUAUCGCGAAGCCUUUCCACGCUGGUCACUUGCGAAGCACCAUCAUUGGUGGCUUCAUUGCCAACCUGUACGAUGGCGCCGGCUGGGAUGUGACCCGUAUCAACUACCUUGGUGACUGGGGAAAGCAGUAUGGUCUCUUGGCUCUGGGCUUUGAGAGGUUCGGUAGCGAGGAGGCGCUUGCCGCCGAUCCCAUCAACCAUCUGUACGAGGUCUACGUCAAGAUCAACAGGGAUAUGGCCGACGAGAAGGAUCAGAUCACCGCAAAGGAGCAGGCUGGGGAGGACGUCACCGCGCUCAAGGACAACAGCCUCGACGAGCAGGCUCGCAAGUACUUCAAGGCCAUGGUUGACGGAGACGACAAGGCUGUUGCUCAAUGGAGACGAUUCCGUGAUCUCAGUAUCAAGCGUUACAAGGAGACCUACGCCCGUCUCAACAUCCACUUUGACGAGUACUCGGGCGAGUCCCAAGUCUCCGAGGAGGAUAUGGAGGCUGCUGCCAAAAAGCUCGAAGACAUGAACAUCUCCGAAAAGUCAGAAGGCGCUGUCAUCAUUGACUUCGCUAAGCACAUUCCCGGAAAGCCGGGCAAGAGCUUGGAGCGCCCCAUCAUUCGCAAGAAGGACGGCACAGCUCUGUACCUGACCCGUGAUAUCAGCGAGCUUCUCCACCGCCAAAAGAAGUACAACUUUGACCACAUGAUUUACGUCAUUGCCUCUCAACAAGAUUUGCACUUGAAGCAGCUCUUCAAGAUCAUCGAGCUUAUGGGCCACGGCGAGACGGCCAAGAAGUGCCAGCACAUCAACUUUGGUAUGGUUCUGGGAAUGAGCACCCGCAAGGGUACUGUCAAGUUCUUGGAUGACAUUCUGCGCGACGUCGGAGACAAGAUGCACGAGGUGAUGAAGAAGAAUGAGGCCAAGUAUGCUCAGGUUGCGGAACCGGAGGCUACGGCCGACAUUCUUGGCAUCAGCAGUGUGAUGGUGCAGGAUAUGAGUGGAAAGAGGGUCAACAAUUACAAGUUCGACAUGGACACCAUGACCUCGUUCGAGGGUGACACCGGACCGUACCUCCAGUACGCCCACGCUCGCCUGUGCUCCAUCUUCCGCAAGGCUGGAGUCGCUGAGGAGGAGAUUGCAAAGGCCGAUCUUGGCUUGCUGACGGAGAAGCAUGCUAUUGAGCUGAUCCGCGUCAUUAGCCAGUACCCCGACGUUGUCCAGAACACUCUCAAGACCUUGGAGCCCACCACUGUGCUUACGUAUCUGUUCCGCCUCACGCACGUCGUCAGCAGCAGUUACGAUGUGUUGCGUAUUGUUGGAAGCGAAGCUGAGCUCCAGAAGGCCCGCUUGGCGCUGUACAUGGCCGCCAGGACCGUGCUCUUCAACGGCAUGCGUCUCUUGGGACUGUCCCCUAAUGUGAACUGGCAUCAUGACGGAAUCAUGACUCGGAGGAUUAUGAGCAGAGUGACCUACGGCCACAACAGUGUUCCCAUCAGCCACAUUGUGGUGCUAUUCCAUAAUGGCCGACGGCACGAACCGGUGUGGCGUCGCACAAAGUCGAGACGUUUUCGAUCAAAGAAGCCACCGACCGUUUCGGUGUACUACAAACCCCCGAUUCGCGUGCACCAGCCCAUUAGUGCUGAAGGCAACAACAGAAGUAGCAGCAUACUGGAUCUAGGCCAAGCUAAGCACGGCAUAUGUCGAGAGGUCGCGACGAGAGUGUUUCGCAAGAAGCAGGAGAUUCACCUACCUACACUCAGGUGGCCUCCCCUGACGCUCUCCCUCCAAGGAAUCAAGAGGCGCUCGACAACUUGUCUAAGAGUUGCGAUGGCUCUCGACGGCUCUGACUGGUUCUUACUGGCUGUCGCUGGCUCUCACUCGAUCUGCGGGUGGCUGUUGGCUACCAAUUUCCGACUGCAUAGCUUCCGCGACGCCGUGGCUUGCAUCUCUGCCGACGUCUCCUGGCCAAGUGCCGGAGGAAACCCAAGAACAAUAUUGAUGAUUUAUCCCUACCUUGCGCUCCGGAACACAAUAGUAGCGGUGCAUCCGGCGUGGGGCACCAUGCGGAUCGGCCUCAGCAUCAUGGCGGCAUGCGAAUACCUCGUCCUGAUCUUUUCCAAGCUUCCGCUCAGGACAGAGCAGAAUAGCGCGCAAACGAAGGAAGCGAAAACGUCAAGGAGUGGGCCAACGGCCCAUCGGGCAAUCGAGCAGUGCGAUUUCUUCUGCUCGUAUACUAUCCUUGGUUUUAGCUGCAAAGCUAGCGUACUGCCCGGUGAAGUGGCUCGGUGUCUGUGCCGAGACCGGACGAGCCCCGACCUACGCUCCGGUAGCCCACCGCAACAGCUCUACCUGACGCCGGUGCCUAGCUUGGUAGUCACGGUAGCGUGUUUACUCCUUGCUGCAUCACCUCAUAUUCUAACCGUCUCCUUGGGCCCUAAGCAGCCAUGGUCAACCCUGCUGCAGUCCACGAGCCUGCAUACCCUCCCACGCAAGAUGCAAGGACGGGCAUCGGUAUUUGCUAGCACUCCGAAGCUCAAUGCCCAGAUGUCAGAACUCAACGAACCACUUGUCUGGGAAAGGAAGGGAAGGGAGCCAAGCGAGCGAGCAGCAGCACCAGCACCAGCAGCACCAGCACCACUACCAUUAGCAAGCAGGCAAGCAGGCAAGCAUAACGGCGGCGGCCGACAUGCAAGCGCGGCACAAGUAUCUUUUGCUAUGUUGUCAAGGAUUAUACACCAUCACCGGGGUCCAAGACUCUGGGCAUCCGUUGUUGGACCAUGGAUGGCGGAAUGGACGGCGAGGUGGACUGACAAGUUUGCCGCCGCCGCCCGCUGUGCGCCGAUCCAUGAUAGUCGCAAUAGGGUGGUAUUGGACUUUUUGCCAUGGCGCUUGGGGAAUCCGGCGAGCGUCCAUACUCGCGUGGUUCAGUCAUGUUUCCAGACAAAGGGACCGUUGGCCGUUCCCCGUCGACCCGUCAUCGUGGUUCUUGUCGUUUCUGCUUUCCUGCAUCAGCAGGUCUUAUUCUUCACUCUCUUUUGUUCUUCACCCCUAAUCGACCUUGACGUCGGCGUGGCAAUCCUCGGCUUUAUCCUCUUCUGCGCAUGGCGCCUUUACUCCGCCAUUCAGUUGAAGAAGAGGAUUCCAGCGGGAGCAAAGCCUCUUCCUGGACCAAAGGGCCUGCCCUUUAUUGGUCGCGUUCACGAUGUUCCGGCAGAGGCGGCAUGGAUGAAGUUCCAUGAAUGGGGCCAGCAGUAUGGCCCAAUCUACGGGCAAGAGAUGUUCGGUUCUUACCACGUCUGGAUCUCCUCUGAGCAAGUUGCUCACGACCUCCUUGGCCGUCGUAAUGUCAUCUACUCUGACCGGCCCAUGAUUCCUAACCUCCCGGAUAACCGCACCAGCGGCGACUACCUUGCUCUCCUUGGCCGGACAGAAACAUGGAAGCGCCAGCGCAAGCUUUGCCACCACCUCAUGAACCAGAGCGACAAGCAGGAGCUCCACGCAUACCCGAGCCGCGAGCGCGAUCGUUUCCUGUGGCUUCUCUACCAGAAGCCUGCCGAGUAUCGCGAGUACAUCGAGCAGUUCACCAGCCGAACCGUCAGUCGCCUUUCUUGGGGUACCGCCCACCCGGCCAGAGUUCUGCGCAAGACCACCUUUGGCCUUCUCGAGACCAUCUCCCCUGCCGGUGCUCUUCCUAAUGUCAUCUCCUUCCUCAUGCACGUCCCCGCAGCGCUGUCGCCGUGGAAGAAGAAGGAGGCAGAGCGCCACGACAUUGAGUCGAAGCAGUUCACGAGCAACGUCGACUUUGUCAAGGAUCAGGUCGAGAAGGGUACCGCCGCGCCGAGCUUCAUCAGCACGUUUAUCAACGAGGGUCUCGGAAACGAAAAGGGCAAAUGGGGCGACCUUGCGGAGGCUCAGAACGUCGUUGGUCUCAUGGCCAUUGCUGGCGCCUUGACCAUCGGUAGCCCCAUCCAGAGUUUCCUCCUCGCCAUGCUGCACUACCCCGAAUGGCAGGCUCGCUUGCAGCAGGAGAUUGACGAGAACUGCGAAGGCAGAUGCCCUCAAUGGUCGGAUCGUGAGAAGUUGCCUUUAUUGAGAGCUGUCGUCAAGGAAGUCAUUCGGUGGAGACCCCCGGUUCCUACUGGCAUUCCCCACGCUGUCGAAAAGGACGAUGUUUACAACGGCUACUUUAUCCCUGCCGGUGCCACGAUUCAUGCUCUUGAAUGGGGCAUCACUCGCGACGAGUCCGUCUACCCCGAUGCUGAGACCUUCAACCCCGGACGCUGGGUGCAGCCUGAGUACCCUACCUACAAGGAGCCUCUCACUAGAUUCCCCAACCUCGACGGCUUCAGUCAAUUCGGUUUCGGACGCAGGACGUGCCAGGGUGUCCCCAUUGUUGACCAGGACCUCUUCCUGUCCAUGGGAGGCAUGGCCUGGGCUUUCAACAUUCGCAAGAAGUUUAACGCCGACGGCACUGAGGUCCCCGUGCACUGGAACGACUACACCCCUCUCCUGAUCGCCAAGCCCGCUUUCUUCGACUUUGACGUUGUCGCGCGCACGCCCGAAAAGGCCGACCUUAUGAAGGCCAUGUUCGAUGCCGCUAAGGAGGAAGACGAGAAUGAGGAGCUCAUGAUGAAGAUGGGUAUGCCUGACAUCGACACCCGUAAGAAGAAGAGGGCUGCCAUGUCUGUCAAGCCGCCUUCCGUCACGUUGAAUCUCCGCCAAAGAAAGGAGGAUGGCGAGCGCGAGAAGCAGUACCGCGAACACGAGCGCGACAUCCCCGGAUGCCCUGGCCGAUGGGCGACUGAGAGCGACCGCCAGCGCCAGCUGUUCUGGACGCUCGUCGCCGACGAUGCUGUCGUAGGAUCACUAUGGCUAUGGGCGUGA